Falco peregrinus (peregrine falcon) is the source of this 676-nucleotide messenger RNA. RefSeq names its product ubiquitously expressed prefoldin like chaperone (gene UXT). Lineage: Eukaryota; Metazoa; Chordata; Aves; Falconiformes; Falconidae. Gene Ontology annotation, molecular function: transcription corepressor activity. Bases 20 to 412 code for a protein of 130 amino acids. The record is from RefSeq and is a predicted model, not a curated record. The transcript has 6 exons. Gene Ontology annotation, biological process: negative regulation of transcription by RNA polymerase II.
CCGCCGGCGACGCCCGGCGAUGACGCGUGACGGCAGACCCCACCCCUUUUCCCGCGCCAUGUCGCGGUGUGAUGACGUCAGCGCGGCAAUGGCAGCGGCAGAGAAGGCGCAGCGAUACGAGGCCUUCGUCAGCGACGUGCUGCGCCGAGACCUCCGGCGGGUGCAGGAGCAGCGGGAUGGCGUCUUCGAGCAGCAGGCCCAGGUGCUGCAGCUGCGCACCAGCCCUUACCCCGCCUCCAGGAGGCAGCUGCUCCGCUGCACACCCAGGUCGACCUCGGCUGCAACUUCUUCGUCACCGCAGAAGUCCCAUCCCCCCAACGAGUGUUUUGUGGCUCUGGGCUAUGGGUUCUUUGCCGAGCUGACGCUGCCAGAGGCCCUGCGCCACCUUGACCGUCGCAGCCGACUCCCUUGACCGGCUCAGUGAAUCCCUGACACGCGAUGGGGCCAAGAUCCGGGCGCACAUCCGGCUGGUGCUGGAGGGCCUGCGGGAGCUCCAGGGUCUCCAGGACCCGCCAACGACCUCUGACCCCUGACAGCCUCAGGCACGUCACCCCCCUGAGGGUCCUGAGCAAAGUAUGUGUACAUCCAGCGUGAGGCCUGUGUAGGCCUGGAGAAAUGUCCAUGUAAAGCUCGAGUAAAGACGUGUAAGACAGCAGUAAAAGCAUGCAUGAGUAUA